CUUAGUCGAUAUGUUGAGGCAAGCGUCAGCUAGUGAGAUAUCUUCCCCUUAGGCUCUUUGGUUACACUCAGCCAACAUGGCGACCAUGUUGGAAUUAAUAGUUACUUUGUAGUGCCAUUAAAAUGAGGUUUCCCCGUUGCUGCAGGUUGCCCCGGCGAACCUACUUGUUGUGGCCAAUCCUAUUGCUCCUCCUGGUUGGUGUAGCCCUAACAGCUCUGCUUCCACUUCCCGAGGACCCAGGGGGCCUGGGUGUUCUUGGAGUGCUACGCAGAGCAACAAGUCAAGAAGAGAAACCUGUAGAGGUCCACCAUGCUGUCAGCACAGAAGAGGAGGAGCAGAGGUUUACCAUUGUUAUCCAAACUUACAACCGCACAGAUGUUUUGCUGAAACUCCUGAACCAUUACCAGGCAAUGCCCCAUCUUCAACAGAUCAUCAUAGUCUGGAACAACAUUGGGGAGCAGACACCAAUGAAGUUAUGGAACUCUCUGGGGCCUCAUCCGGUCCCUGUGGUCUUCAAGGUGCAAAUGAGCAAUACGAUGCGAAACAGACUGCAACCAUUCCCUGAAAUUACUACUGACGCCAUUCUGAUGCUGGAUGACGACACCCUGGUCAGUGUUCCUGACAUCAGUUUUGCUUUCUCAGUCUGGAAGCAAUUUCCAGACCAGAUUGUUGGAUUUGUCCCACGGAAACAUGUCUCAACAGCAGGUGGGGUGUACAGUUAUGGCAGCUUUGAGCUGCAGGACCCUGAAAAGGCUGGAGGUGACAAAUACUCCAUGGUGUUAAUUGGCGCUGCCUUCUUCCACCAACGCUACCUGCAGCUUUUCCAAGAACAACCUCAAGCAGUGCAUGCGCUGGUGGAUGAAACACAAAACUGUGAUGACAUUGCCAUGAACUUUGCCGUAGCGUUACAUUUGAGGAAGCAAUCAAAGUCCUCAGGCAGCUUUAACAAACCCUCUGGGGUCUUUGUCAAACCCGUGGACCUCCGUAACUUGGAGAAGGAGGCCAGCAGUGGAUACCAGGGUAUGUGGCAUCGUCCUGAACACCUCCUUCAGAGAUCCUACUGUCUGAACAGGCUGACACAUAUCUAUGGCACCAUGCCACUCUGCUUCUCCAACCUGAUGGUGUCUCAGUUUGGCUUUCCAAGCUAUGCCAACCACAAGUUUAGAAGCUGAGGUGCCGCCACAUUGCUGGCUGUUUUGGAUUGAAAGUUAACGUACUCAGGUUGCAGUUUGGUAAGUCAGUGUUUGAUUAAUUACACUCCACCUGUUUAAGCCAAAGAUAAGGUCUAUCACCAGAUUCACAGGUUAUAAUCGCAUUCUCACCUGAUCAUAACAUUUCACUGACAAAAACAGUGAUGACAAUGCAGCAGUGCAAUACAGGGUAUAUUCAGCUUGUUUUCCUUGUUUACCUUCUCAGUGUUUGUCUCUUCUGUGUUUUUAUUUCAUGGUACUGGGCAGUUUCAGAGUGGAAUCAGCAUGACUGUCAUGAACUUUCCUUCACUGGACAACAGCAUGGAUUGUUUAAGACUUUUCUACAUAUGGUCCUGUCAGAUGAAACGUUCAUAUUUGAAAAAAGGUAAACUGACUAUUGUUACCAAAGAGGCCAUAGUUAACAACUCUCUCAGUGGAUGCAAUUAUUUGAAACCAGGACUCAGUUUAAGAUGUGCUUUGGUUAUUUGCCUUUUAUGUAACUAUGAAUUGAAACACUAAAAAUGCAGAUUUGUCAAAUUGAGUUGUUUUUUUUACUACAUUUCAAACUGUGUCACAUUUCAAGUGAGUUUUUUGAGUAACUACAACUACAAAUUCAAUAAUGUAGUGUCAACCCUUUCCAAAGUGCGUUACUGCUUAUAAAUGAUCAUCUGCAUUUUAACACCUCAUGACAAUCUUAAAGUGCAGCACUACACAUGCAGAGACAAUAUUUUUUAAAUGUUUUCUUGUGUGUCCAUUUUGUAGGACUAUAUCAUGUCUUCAGCUAAUUAAUAAAGACAACUCUCCUUUUUUCUGAAA
Molecule: messenger RNA, 2006 nt
Organism: Notolabrus celidotus (New Zealand spotty)
Lineage: Eukaryota; Metazoa; Chordata; Actinopteri; Labriformes; Labridae
Gene: extl2
Product: exostosin-like glycosyltransferase 2
Exons: 5
Coding region: 123-1172 (349 amino acids)
Cellular component (GO): membrane
Molecular function (GO): glycosyltransferase activity
Source: RefSeq, a predicted model, not a curated record